AUGUUGCUUAUGCUAGCAAUUUGUGUACUCGCCAAUACUGUUCUUGCACAAGUGGAAGGAACGGAAGGGACUAGGCUGACUAUGGCCAAACUCUUGUUCGACCCAUCUUUAACAGACUCGCAAACGACCGAAAUGAUCCAAGGAAUUCUAGCACCUGGUAGAUUACAAAACGAGAAGGCAGCGCUCAGUUUUCUAGACUCCCACGGUGAAACAAAAACUGCUAGUUCAAAGGUGAGCUCGUUAAUGUUUAUGGAUUAUCAGCAAUUAUAUGUGAAUACUAGCUUACAUACCCGACUACGCUCGGCUGUUUCAGAGUAGUC
Strongylus vulgaris is the source of this 320-nucleotide messenger RNA. The record is from the annotation of a GenBank genome assembly. NCBI's taxonomy places the organism in Eukaryota, Metazoa, Nematoda, Chromadorea, Rhabditida, Strongylidae.